Messenger RNA from Habropoda laboriosa, 1343 nucleotides. RefSeq names its product ras-related protein Rab-10 (gene Rab10). The transcript has 6 exons. The record is from RefSeq and is a predicted model, not a curated record. Lineage: Eukaryota; Metazoa; Arthropoda; Insecta; Hymenoptera; Apidae. Gene Ontology annotation, cellular component: recycling endosome; insulin-responsive compartment; Golgi apparatus. The coding region runs from base 570 to 1172 and encodes 200 amino acids. Gene Ontology annotation, molecular function: GTP binding; GTPase activity. Gene Ontology annotation, biological process: cellular response to insulin stimulus.
UAUAAUAACUUUUGACAUAUUGAACUCAUUACUACCCCUCGCGAUUAUGCUUACAGAUGGAUUAAACGCAUACGAAGCAUACGUACAUGAUCCGUGAACACAACUUUGCGUCGCACUUGCAUGUUAAGCAAAUGUACAGAAGAUCUAGUGAAACAUUUGGUGGUGACCUCCCGUGGUAGAUGGAAUAUUUGCAGUUGAACCCGGCAUAGUUUUACAAUUGCCGCUAAUUACGAUGAAGAAAUGGUCGUACUAAGAAUUGUUAUUUAGUUAAUAUCAGAACUCAUUCAGUCUUGUGGUUGAACGCAAAGUGCAAAGUUACCCCGAUGCUUCUGCGUGCUGCUGUGUUGUGUGACGUAUUGUCUUUUAAUAGUCAGCCCCUGUGACCGGUUUUUCCGUCGUUAACGAAGCACCGUUGUACAUCGAGUCGCGCCCUCAUCCGACCUUGAAACCUAUAAUCGUUCAUAGCAUUCGAUGUUUGAAACAUCGUCUGGAAAACUGUUCAUCGUGCUCUACAGGUUCAACUCUUUUUUGUUUUCUUCGGCGCCUCGUUAACGCGGAGCAACAGUGAAAUGGCGAAAAAGACGUACGAUCUAUUGUUCAAGUUACUGCUCAUCGGUGAUUCGGGAGUCGGCAAAACCUGUAUAUUGUUUAGAUUUUCGGAUGAUGCUUUUUCAACGACAUUUAUUUCUACCAUAGGUAUCGAUUUUAAAAUCAAGACAGUGGAAUUAAGAGGAAAAAAGAUCAAGUUACAGAUAUGGGAUACAGCUGGUCAAGAAAGAUUUCAUACCAUUACUACAUCAUAUUACAGAGGUGCAAUGGGUAUUAUGCUUGUUUAUGACAUUACUAAUGAAAAAACAUUUGAAAAUAUUGUUAAAUGGUUGAGAAAUAUUGAUGAACAUGCAAAUGAAGAUGUGGAAAAAAUGAUAUUAGGGAACAAAAGUGAUAUGGAUGAUAAACGUGUUGUUAGCACAGAAAGAGGAGAAGCGAUAGCAAGAGAGCAUGGAAUCAGAUUUAUGGAAACUUCUGCAAAGGCAGACAUUAAUAUCGAUCGUGCAUUUAGUGAAUUAGCUGAAGCAAUUCUGGAAAAAACUCAUGGAAAAGAACCACAAGAUGCUCCUGAUAGAGUAACAGUUGAUCGAAGGGUGGAAAGAAAUUCUAAUCGGUGCUGCUAAUUUUAUAUUAUUUAUUUUAACGGCGCAUAAUAUACUAUAUAUCAGCUCGUGCCACUCAAAAUAGAUUUGUGGAUAGAUUUAGAGCAUAAUUUACAGCAUAAUAGUAUAAUUAAACUCUUCACAACACUGCCUAAUCAAAUUCGAUUGAACUUAUCUGAUCACAGUUCUGAU